Messenger RNA from Electrophorus electricus (electric eel), 418 nucleotides. It is a transcript of the gene rpl37, whose product is annotated as ribosomal protein L37. Gene Ontology annotation, cellular component: ribosome; cytosolic large ribosomal subunit. Gene Ontology annotation, molecular function: RNA binding; structural constituent of ribosome. The record is from RefSeq and is a predicted model, not a curated record. Gene Ontology annotation, biological process: translation. Lineage: Eukaryota; Metazoa; Chordata; Actinopteri; Gymnotiformes; Gymnotidae.
UAUAUUUCAGGGUUACACCGGAACAAACUCGGCUGGUUUUUAAUAGUACACCGAUUCCUUUUCCGGCCUCUUUCGACUCGACCGUAGAAAAAGAUGACGAAGGGGACGUCGUCUUUCGGCAAGCGCCGCAAUAAGACGCACACGCUGUGCCGCCGGUGCGGCUCCAAAGCCUACCACCUGCAGAAGUCAACCUGCGGAAAGUGUGGCUACCCUGCCAAGCGCAAGAGAAAGUACAACUGGAGCGCGAAGGCCAAGAGGCGCAGCACCACUGGGACAGGCCGCAUGAGGCACAUGAAGGUCGUCUUCCGCAGGUUCAGGAAUGGCUUCCGUGAGGGAACCGUCCCCAAACCCCGACGGGCUGCAGUGGCUGCUUCCAGCUCCUCGUAAACAACGUUUCUAAUAAAACAAGUGAACAACA